Messenger RNA from Lytechinus pictus (painted urchin), 4471 nucleotides. RefSeq lists its product as uncharacterized. The transcript has 2 exons. The record is from RefSeq and is a predicted model, not a curated record. Gene Ontology annotation, molecular function: zinc ion binding. Bases 235 to 2070 code for a protein of 611 amino acids. NCBI's taxonomy places the organism in Eukaryota, Metazoa, Echinodermata, Echinoidea, Temnopleuroida, Toxopneustidae.
AUGAUUCAGUUGUGAGCGUGCAGUGAUUCUACAUGCCACGUCACUAGAUAAGUUCAUUGGCACAACUAUCAUAAUAGACUCCAUGUUUAUUGCAAGAUUUACUUACAAGUUAAUUGUACAUUUGAACUGAUAUUUUGUUUCUACAAAUUGUCAAUUAUCGGAGAUUUAACCGACUCGGCUGGACAUGUGACUUACAAAGCUCCCAUCCUUAUCUUCCUUUAAAUUCUUUUCACGAUGGCGUCUGAAUUCAGCUCAGUAGUAGAGGGCACUGCUUGCGAAGAAGCCGACUGUGAAUCGAUUACUGACGUCACGUUCUACGUGAAGGAGAAGAAGAAGCUCUGUCAUGACUGCGCCUUGAAAAAAGAAUGCAUCGGAAUAGUACGAAGAGGUGUGCCUAAUCUCUUAUGUAAGGAACAUGACGAAUUAAUACGUUUGUAUUGCAGAACACAUAACGUAGCAUUAUGUUACUCAUGUGCAUUGACAUAUCAUCGCCGACAACAGUGCGUUCAAGAGGAUAUCAUGAUCGCACUGAAGAAAAAUAGAGAAGAUCUCAGCAUCCUAAAGAAUAGGGCGAUUGAUAAAUCAGAGUUAUGUCGCGUCUAUGGGAAUGAGAUUCAUAACACCAGACAAGCCAAAGACGAACAUCUACAAAAUAUUCAGAAUGAUGUUGAUUCCGAAAUCGAAAGCGCAAUCGAAAGAGACAGAGCCAGGGAAAGGGAAGAUGCUGAUAAAAUCGAUAACGAGAUUGAUGGGGAAAAUAAAGAUUUUGAAGAUGAGAUUCGAAAGCUCCAGGAGGAGAUUCGAAAGCUCGAGGAUAAAAUUGAAAAGAACAAUGGGAAGAGGGAGGAGCGGCAUGAAGAAAAUCGUUCAAACGCAGAGAAAAGACGAAAACCGAUCAAUGAUAAACAACGCGAUCUUCAUGCGGACAUUCAGAACAUCGCUCAAGAGAUCGAGAGAAAGAUUAGAGAGCUUGAGAAAUCAUGUCAAGACGACACCAAAUCAGCAGAUAAAGCAGGAGAGACACUGGACAGAAUUCUCGAAGACGAUAAAAAUAUUGUCAUAGAUGGACAUCGUGUGCAUGCAUCCGUGAGUGAGGAAAUAAAGAAGCAACUGAAUGAGGGUGAGGUGAAAGACAUAAAUCGUGUUGUAUCAGGUGUGAGAUUUGUGAAGGGUGUUGGGAGAGAGAAGUAUGAUGGAAGAAUUGAUGGGUAUGAUGGAGAGUUGAAGCUCAUUGAUACAAUCAAUGUCAGAGAUAAAAUCAAAUACCCGCGCAUUGUUGGAUGUAUAGAUGAAGAUAAGGUGAUGAUCACAGAUUCACUGAUUGGUGAAGGACAAACCUACAUGUUAGAUUUGAACAGUAAAACCACACAGAGAGUGAUCAACGGUAGUGAUACAUCAUAUAUAAUCUCAUGUGCAGCGCUGAAUGAUGACAAGAUAGUAUGUGGUAGAUACAUCAAAGGUUGUACAGGAGACAGUCUACCUGGGUGCAUCAGUGUAUACGACAGACAGUGGAAUCACAUUAAUGAAGUCACAAUACCAAGAAACACGACGCGUACUGAUGCAUGGGUGCGCGUUGCAAUCGAUCAGGAUGGGAUGAUAAUCGCUGCUGAAUGGGGUCAGUCUAUGAUUUACGUCAUCAACCCAGCUAAUGAUGAGAUUAUCAAUACCAUCACGUGUAAAGAGAAGAUAGACAUGCGUGGUGUGCUGUCAUCAGGUCACAUCAUCGCUCUACCCCGGACAAGAGAUCGCGGAGCGCUCAUCAUUGACAGAGAGGGUGAUCAUCGGGAAAUCACCAACAGUGAUGUCAUCUUGAAUGUGUGUGUUGAUCGUAUGACAGACGACCUCUACGUCGUGAUAUCAGAUGAUGAGAGAAAGACGUGUGUGAUUGAUCAGUUGAUGAGUGAGGGUGAUAUGAAGAAGAGAAGAGUAGCAUCAUUCCCUUUAUCAACUAGAGUAUGGAAUAGAUUCAAUCAUCUUGUCGCAUCUCGAGUGAUUAUGACGUCAUCAGGGAAUAUAAUUGCAUGUGAUGUAGAUAAUAUUCUCAAAUUAAAAAAGCGAUUCAUCCUCUAGAUCCAUGACAGAUAAUAAUAUCGAAAAAACAAAUGAUAUUGGGAAUGUUACUACAUCUUACCAUUAUACGCUUUCAAAUUGCAAAAAAAAAAACACAAUGAAACGCAUAAUUCAUUGUAAUUCAUGGUUUCUUUGUGGGUAAGCUUCAUAGUCAUAUUGGAAACCUAUCAGGGAUAUGCUCUUUUAUUGUACACGUUGUGUCAGAAUAUUUUAUACCAGACUACGCCGUCCCUUUGUUGGCUUGAGUAACAUUAAUAUUAAUUAUGUCUGCAUAGCAACUUUUUAUUACUAUACCCGUGCAUUUUUCAUUUGAGUUCAGUUCCAUAUGUAAAAUUGAACAGUUAAAAUGUUCCCCAUUUAUAUGUAAGUGACGGUUAAAAAAAUAGUAUUUUUUCGUAGUCUAUCACUUGUAUUAUAGCUACCAAGGUCUUAUCAUGGUAAUGAAUCAGUAGUUGUUACUCUAAAUUCAGUGGUACCUUGAUUCAGUAAUGAAAAUUAAAAUUACAUGAAGCGCUAUACCCCUUUAUACAUUGAAAUUGUGUACUUUUGACUCCUUUGAAAACGCGUUAUAUUAAACAAUAAUUGUUAUCAUAAUUAAUAUGUUGCGAUAUUAGAGAAAAUCGUGGUCGCGUUUGCUGUAUCUCGAUGCGUAUUUUAUCUUAACAUUGCUUGCUUGUUUGUAUACUUUCACUUCCAACAUCAGAUCAACACAAACCAACAAAGUAUUUUGAUGUGGCUACAUACGAAACAGCCCCUGGAAUGAUCUCGAGCGUGAUAUGAUAUUAUCACCUGAAUUUACCGAGAGAGGGGGCUGUAACAAUGAUUACAAUACAUUUUGGUAAAUUGCACUUUUUGCUCUUGCAAAAACACAAUGCAUUACACAUAAUAUAUAAGCAGUAGUGUAUAACUUCACAAUUGAGACUUGGUAACCAAAAUGUGUCAGUAUAGUGUUUAUUUACCAAACGGGAUCUGUUGUUACCAGAAUGCGCAUUUGAAAAUUAUUUAUUACAUUGUGGUCACGUAUAGCUUCGUUUUGUUUUCUUUGGUCCAUUACGGGAUAAUGUUUCAUUAUUGCUUUUCAAUCUAAUUACUAUAUUAAUUUGUGCUUCUGCAAGAGUGCAACAGGAUAUUUUAUUAAAAUGAUGGCUGGUUUGAUUUUGAAUGUCCAUGUGUAUAAAGAUUAGAAUUGUUUUUAAUGAACAGUUUCAUAUUUAUGAUAAGAUUUUAAUACGUUCCAUUCAAGUAGGCCUAUGUCAAUGGCUAUUUUGCUCGCUAGAAUGUUUAUGAAAUGUGUGUUCAAGUACGAUUUAGUUGCAGGCGCAUUAAAACGAUAACUGCAAUUGGUUGGAUUUCUGAAUUUUUUAUUCUAUUGCUUUGUGUUAUCGAUACCGUUUUGACUUCAUCUUUUCUUCUUAAGAAUUUAGAUGAAUAUCUGCAAGAGUUUAACAGAAAAAUGUGUCGUUGAUUGCUAGCCGGUUUUUAUAUCAACACAUUCAGGUAUAUAAAGAUUGAUUCAUUCACUUUAAAAACAUGAUCAGUUAGAUGUUUGUGGGAGGCUGAUGUAAAUACGUUUAUUUCAAUACUAUAUCGGGCAGUGACUGUGUUGUUAGAAAUUUAUGUUUAUUAUAUAUGAAUGACGACUGAAAUUAUAUAUUGGCAGGUGCAUUAUAACAAUCACCUAAAGAACUGAAAUCGGUUGGAUUUGAAUCGUUUUCCAUGCUUACAUAAAUUAUUUCUAUCAAUUCUUUGUUCAUUUAAGAUUGCUUUGACAUCUUUUCAUCUAGAACGUAAAUGAACUUGAUUGGGAAAGGUGAUCAAAACUUAAUUGGGAAUGUGGGAUGUAUGCGAUAGUCGUUGUUUAUUAACACGAUUGAUCCAAUCAUCUUUUGAUGUUUUCAUGUAUCAUAUUUUAAUAUUAACCAAAGAUUAUAGAAGAUCAUUUGUAUAUACUAAAUCAUGUUAAUAUCGAAAUCAACUGUAAAAAAUAUCAUGGAAACAUUUUAGAGUUAUGUAUUAUUUGGUUAAUGCUUUACAGACUGUUUAUCUUGUCUAACUGAAUUUUUAUUUGAAUCCAUUAACUUCAUUCACUUGACAAGAAUAUUUUGUUUUAUGAUACAUUCAAAUUCAAUUCAAUCUUUAUUUUGCAAAUAAGAUAAAAAUACAAAGAAACAUCAAAUGUGAGUAGAUACACAAUCAAUUGCGUGUCUUUUCAUUAAGGUUAUAAGGCUGGAUCACCAAAACAUGACAGUAUAACAUAUUGCGUAUGAAAUUUAAAUUUUGAAAUAUGUAUGAACUAUAUACUAAGAAAAUGAUUUAUUACUGUGAAUAUGAUGAUCAUAUAUGUAAUCACAAAGGGGUCCUGAAAAGUUUCGUUUAUAAUCGAUUAAAUUCGUUUCAUGUU